Eufriesea mexicana is the source of this 1425-nucleotide messenger RNA. Its product is annotated as N-acetylglucosamine-6-phosphate deacetylase. Gene Ontology annotation, biological process: N-acetylglucosamine catabolic process. The record is from RefSeq and is a predicted model, not a curated record. Gene Ontology annotation, molecular function: N-acetylglucosamine-6-phosphate deacetylase activity. Bases 102 to 1364 code for a protein of 420 amino acids. NCBI's taxonomy places the organism in Eukaryota, Metazoa, Arthropoda, Insecta, Hymenoptera, Apidae. The transcript is spliced from 7 exons.
UUUACUCGUGACUGAUAGUGUGAUAUGAAGGUGCAUUGAUAAGAGGAUUUUUUUUUUUUCUUAACAAAAAUACUCGUAUUUUGACGCGAAUCUAAAUCAAUAUGUCUCGAGAAAAUGAACAAAUUUUAAAACAAUUUUACAAUUGUUCCAUUUUACGUGAUGGACAAAUUUUAAACGAGGAUUUAUGGAUUCGCAAUGGAAAAAUAGUGGACCCAGAAAAAAUUUUUUAUGAUGAAAAAAUUAAACCGAAUAUAAAAAUCGAUUGUAACGGAGCAUUAAUUUCACCUGGAUAUAUUGAUCUUCAAAUUAAUGGUGGUUUUGGCAUAGAUUUUACACAUAAUAUUAAUAAUGCACAACUAGGAAUUAAUAAAGUAGCUAAAAAUUUGCUACAAUUUGGUGUAACAUCAUUUUGUCCAACUUUGGUUACAUCACCCAGUGAAACAUAUCAUAAAAUAUUAUCAAAUAUUAUGAAAAAAAAAGGUGGAAUACAUGGUGCAACUGUAUUAGGUAUUCACUUAGAAGGACCUUUUAUUAGCCCAACUAAAAAAGGAGCUCAUCCAGAGAUCCAUAUAAAACAAUUUGAAAAAGCAAGUCUCCUAAAUAUUUUGAUCCAAAUAUUUAAUGGUUUCGAGUCAUUAACCGAUAUAUAUGGAAGAUUAGAAAAUGUGUGUCUUAUUACAUUGGCACCAGAACUUCCCAAUGCUCAGUCUGUAAUCGUAGAAUUGUGUAAAAGAAACAUUAAAGUUUCUCUUGGACACUCCAUAGCAAAUUUAGGAGAAGGGGAAGAAGCUAUAAAAAGUGGAGCAUCUUUCAUUACUCAUCUUUUUAAUGCAAUGUUACCAUUUCAUCAUAGAGAUCCAGGAUUGGUUGGACUUCUAACAUCUGACCAAACUUCUUAUGGCAAAAUUAUUCAUUAUGGAAUAAUUGCUGAUGGAAUUCAUACUCAUCCAGCAGCAUUACGUAUAGCUCACAGAACCCAUCCUGAAGGACUCGUUUUAGUUACUGAUGCACUGUCAGCAUUAGGAUUAGAAGAAGGUGUGCAUCAGUUAGGGCAGCUUAAAAUUGAAAUGCAUUCAGGAUCUGCAUAUAUUGCUGGAACAGAUACAUUGUGUGGCAGUACAGCAGAAAUGUCUAAGUGUGUUCGUAACUUUAAAGAAGUAACAGGUUGUUCGAUAGUAGAAGCUUUAGAAGCUGCAACUCUCCAUCCAGCAAGAACGCUCGGUAUUGAAAAAACUAAAGGAGUAUUAAACUAUGGUGCAGAUGCUGAUAUGGUAAUGUUAGAUAAAAAUUUAGAAUUAUUGUCGACGUGGAUAUCAGGAGAAUGUGUUUAUAGUAAAUACAAUUGUGCCUCAUACUGCCAGUAGAGAUACAUGAUUAUGAUUCAUGAUUUCACCAAAGUAUUGCUUUUUUGUUGAUUAUUGUCAG